Jatropha curcas is the source of this 661-nucleotide messenger RNA. NCBI's taxonomy places the organism in Eukaryota, Viridiplantae, Streptophyta, Magnoliopsida, Malpighiales, Euphorbiaceae. The record is from RefSeq and is a predicted model, not a curated record.
UACUAUUCACGUAUACUAACAAUCAAGGCGGAGUUAGACUCGAAUGGGAGCAAUGGCUGCAGAUGAAGGAAAGUGGAAAAUUGAAAAAUUCGUUGGUGCAGAUUUUGGCUUUUGGAAAAUGCAGAUAGAGGAUUAUCUGUAUCAGAAAGGUCUUUUCCAACCUCUCUCCGGAAUAAAGCCGGAGGCUAUGAAGGAAGAAGAUUGGAAUCUUCUAGACAGACAAGCACUCGGGGUUAUUCGUUUAACCCUCUCCUGCAAUGUUGCCUUCAACAUAGCAAAAGAAAAGACCACGGCGGGUCUUAUGGCGGCUCUUUCCAAUAUGUAUGAAAAGCCAUCGGCCGCAAAUAAAGUUCACUUGAUGAGGCGGUUAUUCAAUCUGCGAAUGACGGAAAAUGCAUCGGUGGCCCAACAUCUCAAUGAACUCAAUACAGUGACAACCCAAUUGAGUUCAGUUGAAAUUGAAUUUGAUGAAGAGGUACGAGCAUUGAUAGUUUUGUCUUCCCUACCAGAAAGUUGGAAUGCUACUGUUACAGCUGUGAGUAGCUCGUCCGGAAGCAAGAAGUUAAAAUUUGAUGAUGUUCGUGACCUAUUUCUCAGUGAAGAGAUCCGACGGAGAGAGUCAAAUGAACCUUCAACUUCUUCAGUCUUGCAUACAGAAUGA